GGUCAAAUGCUACAGUCAGUAUGGAAAUCUCAGAACCAGUUGUAGAAAAUGGAGAAACAGAAAUGUCCCCUGAAGAAUCAUGGGACCAUAAAGAAGAAUCCAUUGAACCUGAAUUAGCAAGUGGACCUUCUGGUGACGCAGGAUCUAUUGAAGAGGGUAUCCCAGAAAUGAUGGAAGAGGAGGAAGAGUUGCCAAAACCUAAAUCUUUGGUUGCACCACCCGGUGCUCCCAAGAAAGAACAUGUAAAUGUAGUAUUCAUUGGACAUGUAGAUGCUGGUAAAUCAACAAUUGGAGGACAAAUAAUGUAUCUCACAGGCAUGGUUGACAAAAGAACACUUGAAAAAUAUGAAAGAGAAGCUAAAGAAAAAAACAGAGAAACCUGGUAUCUUUCAUGGGCCUUAGACACAAACCAGGAAGAACGGGACAAAGGUAAAACAGUGGAAGUGGGCCGUGCCUAUUUUGAAACAGAGAAGAAACACUUCACUAUUUUAGAUGCUCCAGGGCAUAAGAGCUUUGUCCCAAAUAUGAUAGGUGGUGCUUCCCAAGCUGAUCUAGCUGUGUUGGUUAUCUCCGCAAGGAAAGGAGAAUUUGAAACUGGCUUUGAGAAAGGGGGACAGACAAGAGAGCACGCCAUGUUAGCAAAAACAGCAGGUGUAAAACAUUUAAUAGUUCUUAUUAAUAAAAUGGAUGAUCCAACUGUGAACUGGAGCAAUGAAAGGUAUGAGGAAUGUAAAGAAAAACUGGUGCCAUUCUUGAAGAAAGUUGGCUUCAAUCCCAAAAAAGAUAUCCACUUCAUGCCCUGCUCAGGACUGACUGGAGCAAACCUCAAAGAGCAGUCAGACUUCUGUCCGUGGUAUACAGGACUCCCCUUUAUUCCGUAUUUGGAUAACCUGCCAAACUUCAACAGAUCAGUUGAUGGACCAAUCAGGCUGCCAAUUGUUGAUAAAUAUAAGGAUAUGGGUACAGUGGUUCUGGGAAAACUGGAAUCCGGCUCUAUUUGUAAAGGACAGCAGCUUGUGAUGAUGCCAAACAAGCACAAUGUGGAAGUCCUCGGGAUCCUUUCUGAUGAUGUAGAAACGGAUGCUGUAGCUCCAGGUGAAAAUCUGAAGAUCCGACUGAAAGGAAUAGAAGAGGAGGAGAUUCUUCCAGGGUUUAUACUCUGUGACAUUAAUAAUUUGUGUCAUUCAGGACGCACUUUUGAUGCUCAGAUAGUGAUAAUUGAGCACAAAUCCAUCAUCUGCCCAGGUUACAAUGCGGUGCUGCACAUUCAUACAUGUAUCGAAGAAGUUGAGAUCACAGCCUUAAUUUGUCUAGUAGACAAAAAAUCAGGAGAGAAAAGUAAAACAAGGCCCCGUUUUGUCAAACAAGAUCAAGUAUGCAUCGCCCGUUUAAGGACAGCAGGAACCAUCUGCCUUGAGACAUUCAAAGACUUCCCCCAGAUGGGUCGCUUCACCUUAAGAGACGAGGCUCAUUGUCUUCCCAGUUUUCCCCCCAAAUUCCAGACAUCUUUCAAACAUUCAAACCAUUCAUGUAAGACAAUUGCCAUUGGGAAAGUUCUGAAAUUGGUUCCGGAGAAGGACUAAGCUUUGUUUUUAACAAGCCGGCACAAAUAUUGUGAGGAAAAAGUGACUCUGCGAAAGCCUACUUCACGUCGCCUUCUUAUUUUCUUCCCAUUGAUAACUUUCUCCCUGUAUUUGCAAAGAUGAUAUUUCACAGCAAAAGGUCCACAUUAUGUCAGCUUUCUCAUAUUGAGAGCUCUGCUAUGCCACUGUUGAAUUUCCCAAAGUUUUUUUUUCUCCUCCCCCCCCCACAAAAAAAAUCUGCUUCCUUGGAAAGAUUUGGCAAUAGCUUUAUAAGUGAUGUGGACAUAACUGCCUAGAAUUAUGAAAAAUCUAUAGGAUUUAUGUUUAAUUCCCCCCCAAAAAAACAUAUUGACACAUUUUUCAAGGCAGAUCAUUUGGAGUGUGCGUGCACAUGUUAUGAAGACAAUUGCCAUGUUAAUAAACUAUUCAAUUUGAAAUCUUUUUUGGGGUAUCUUAAUUGUUUUUGAAUAAUGUUUUUAUCCAAAUGUAACACCCGUUGCAUUAGCUUUUAACCUACCAAGUAAUUUGAAUAUUCAGUUACUUAGGCUUUUCUAAAAACCCAGCUGUUCACCUUGGCGUUCCUUCCCCAGCCAAGUUUAAAAUGAAGCAAUUAGAUAAUUAACAAAAAAUUUACUAAUGAAAAUUUUAUUUUGCCCUCUCUUUAUGGUGGUUUUAAAAGGAUCUAAAACAUGUUCAAGUAUGGUACUAUUUAAUUAGUGUUGCAUCACUUUAUGGAGAUACAUAUAUAUAUAUAAUGUUAAGUUAAAAACUUAACAUAAAUGUUUAGGGACAGAAGUGAGCUCGAUCUUCCUGCUGUGUUCAGGAGUACAUCGUAAUUUUUUUCUGGCUAAAAUUCUAGCCAAUAAAAUUAUUGGGACUGUUAUAUCACAACUCUGGCAAUAAUACUGGUAUAUGAUAUUCAGCCUGAAAACUGAAUUCAGGUGCCAGUUUAGGAUAAAAGUUACUCCAUUCGUUCUGUCUUUAGCUUGAAAGACAAGGAAAUCUUUAUGUUUGUGUUUUAAGAUAGAGAGGAAAUCGAACAGAUAAGGGGUUUGAAGAGUGGUAAGUAUUCAGUGUUGACCUGGCAGCAGCUGGAUGACACCUCACUGAAUGUUAUACCACUUGUUUAAUCUUGAAGGUUUGCUGAUUAAAGCUGAGAGUCAAAUCAAGCACAGUUAAUAAAUUUCUGCAUAUCAGAACAACUUGAGUUAGAGGAAAGCAAAAGUGAGUAACAGGUUACAAGGUCAGCUUUUCAGAGGAAUACAGUAGCAAACUUAUCUGCUUGGCUGUAGGCAGAAUCUGUAUCAUUGCUAAAAAUUGGGGGAAAGGGGAGGUGCAAUGAUGAUCAAAAUGUGUUUAGUGGCAAUCUCCAUGAUUAGGCUUAUUAUAGACGGCUGGUUUGUUCAAAUGCUUCUCCAAUUAAAUCUUUUGCAGUUGUAUGUUCAAAAAGUAAUGUGCCCUCUCCCCCCCCAUCUACAGUCAUGUGACUGUUCCAUUUCACCUAACUCUAAAUUUAAAUGUUCACCCCUUUUUGUUUCUUUGUAACCACGGAAUCUCCCUUCCAUUUUACAUAAAGGCUACAUUGUAUGGACGAAAAAAAAGUUUAUUGUCCUUCAGUUUCAUAUGACUACACUGUUAGCUACCGUAAUGCAUGAGAUUUAAAUAAAUUUUAUUAUGUCUGCAAA
Pogona vitticeps (central bearded dragon) is the source of this 3268-nucleotide messenger RNA. The record is from RefSeq and is a predicted model, not a curated record. NCBI's taxonomy places the organism in Eukaryota, Metazoa, Chordata, Lepidosauria, Squamata, Agamidae.